Messenger RNA from Rattus rattus (black rat), 504 nucleotides. RefSeq names its product defensin beta 129 (gene Defb129). The transcript has 2 exons. The coding region runs from base 1 to 504 and encodes 167 amino acids. Lineage: Eukaryota; Metazoa; Chordata; Mammalia; Rodentia; Muridae. Gene Ontology annotation, cellular component: extracellular region. Gene Ontology annotation, biological process: innate immune response. The record is from RefSeq and is a predicted model, not a curated record.
AUGAAGCUCCUUUUCCCCCUCUUCGCCAGCCUCGUGCUUCAGUAUCAGGUGGAAUCAGAAUUUAUGGUGGUGAAAAAGUGUUUAAUGGGCUUUGGGAAAUGCAAAGACAGCUGCCUCCCUGAGGAAACCCAGGUACAGAAUUGCAAAUCCAAAAAGUGCUGCAUGGGCCCCAAAGUGACAGAACUCAUUAAAAGCUACCUUCGACACGAAAUACCCCACAUACCCGAUGACGACAUCGUGGAGAUGAUGAAGAUGAGCGAGAAUCUCACAGAGGAGAUGCAAAGACAACAGGCCUUAGUGGCGUUCUCCCGGAGCCAAGUUGCCAAGAGCCUUUUGUCCAACAUCAACUCUGCUAUCAUCCCAGACGCCUUCCCUGUGAAGUCUGUCACCAAGAGGACCAGGAGACACCACAUGGGCAAUACUGCUUUCACCAAGAGGCACACCAAACAAAGCAGGGAUUCUGCCAAUGCUGCCCCACCCCAGCCCCGACCUGGACCACCGUAG